Dendroctonus ponderosae (mountain pine beetle) is the source of this 524-nucleotide messenger RNA. RefSeq lists its product as uncharacterized. Lineage: Eukaryota; Metazoa; Arthropoda; Insecta; Coleoptera; Curculionidae. Gene Ontology annotation, biological process: mitochondrial electron transport, ubiquinol to cytochrome c. Gene Ontology annotation, cellular component: mitochondrial inner membrane. The record is from RefSeq and is a predicted model, not a curated record. The coding region runs from base 40 to 384 and encodes 114 amino acids. The transcript is spliced from 2 exons.
UUGUCAUUGACUCGUUUUUGACGUUGAAACUUUUCCGCAAUGGGAAGCGACCGGCACUCUUCCAAGUCCAGCCUUGGCCUGAGCGACGGCUUCAGAAAGAAGCCCGGAAAGUUCCCGGAAAAUCCUCAUGUUUAUGAGGCUUGUGAGGAAAUCAAGAAAACAUGCCCUGAAGAAAAGCCAAAAACUUUCUGGUCAUCAAUGGGCGAUUACCCGAGACCGUUUCGCACUUUCGGCCCCAAGCAAUUUGAAGCUCUAAGUCAGUACAAGGGCAGCGUUUUAGCUUAUGGAUUGGCCACUUUCCUUGGAACCAUCUAUUUGUGCGAGUGGAAAGCUGUGCUUCAGUAUUUGCCGUAUUACAAUGGAGUAUAUGCUCGAGAUGAUUAAAAGUGGAGGCGAAUUUCAGUUUAUCAAACUUGAAAGCUGCCUAAAGGAUUAUAAACCGUUGCUGGAACAUUUAUGCACUAUUCAAAUUCUGUAAUUGGUAGUUGAACUGUUUUUUGGCCAAUAAAAUCAAUGAGUUUUAA